GAAUUUUUUUAAAUUUAAUGAUAGAUUCAUUAUAUGUGAUAAUUUAUUUAUAAAUAUAUUUCUUAUAUAACUUGAAAAAUAAAAUUUUUAUUAUAUGUGAAUUGAUAAAACUUGAAUAAGUGUUAAUAAAAUUAAAAUUAAAAUAUAUAAAUUUUGUUUAUAAAAUUUGUAUUACAAGAAAAAUUCAAUUUUAGAUAGAUAAUUAUAUAUAAUUAUCAAUAAAUUAUCAUAUAUAAUUUAUUUAUAAUUAAUAAUAGUAUAAUUAAUAGUAUAAUUAAUAAUAGUAUAAUUAAUAAAAGUUUUUGAAUUAAAUAUAAAAAUAAUUUUUAAAAUUUUUUAAAAAUUAUUUUUUAAUUAAGUUAUAUUCGUUUUUAUAAUAUAUCCUUUUUUGUAAUUUAAUUUUAUUAAUUUAAUCUGAUAAAAAUACAUAUGAAAAUUAUUAUAAAUACUGUUGAAAUAAUGGAAUCAGAUUAUGAUGAAGAUCGUGGAACUUGGACUGAAGAAAUGACAAGAACUGAAGAUUGUAGUGGAGAAGAUAAUUUUGAUAAUCCUCAAGAAAUAUUAAAUGAAUGUUUAGAUAAAUUUAAAACACCAGAUUAUAUUAUGGAACCUGGUAUUUUCACACAACUUAAGAGAUAUUUCCAAGCUGGUGGAAAUCCAGAACAAGUAAUAGAAUUAUUAUCUAAAAAUUAUACAGCUUGUGCACAAAUGGCAAAUCUUCUUGCAGAGUGGCUUAUUCUUGCUGGAGUUAAAGUUACAGAUGUUCAAGCAAUGGUAGAAAAUAAUUUAAAGGAUAUGAUAUUAAAAACAUUUGAUCCCAAAAAAGCAGAUAAAAUCUUCACAGAAGAGGGUGAAACUCCUGCUUGGUUAACAGAAAUGAUACAACAUCCCACUUGGCGAUCACUUAUUUACAGACUUGCAGAAGAAUAUCCAGACUGCUUAAUGUUGAACUUUACAAUAAAGCUUAUAUCUGAUGCUGGAUUUCAAGGUGAAAUUACAAGUAUUUCAACAGCUGCCCAACAAAUUGAAGUGUUUUCACGAGUUUUAAAAACUGCAAUUGCUGGAUUUUUACAAAAUACAGAAGAUUGGCAAUCAAGUAUACAAGAAUGUGCGAAAAUGGUGUGUCAUGGACAACAUACUUAUGUCUACAGUCAAGUGCUAUUACAAAUUCUCGCACAAGAAUCUCGUGGUGGAUUUAUGAUGAAAAGACUUUCUCAGGAAAUCACUAAAUGUGCUCAACAAAAUCACCAUGAUGUUACUCCAAUAACAAUGGCACUUAAUGGAGCUUCAAGUAGUCCUGGUGCAUGUCAAGCAUUGGCAUCUAUGUUAUCACGAAAUACUUUGAAUCCUGCUGAUAUUAGUGUAUUAUUUCGAAAUUAUUCAACAGCGGAACCACCGCCUAUAGAGUUACUUCGUAAUCCACAAUUUUUAGAAUUAUUGGUUGAUGCACUUUUUAAACCAGGCGUAAAAAUUAAUCCUGAACAUAAAUCCAAAUAUAUAUAUUUAUUAGCUUAUGCAGCUAGUGUAUGUGAUAUUCCAGCCAAAAAAGGACAUUCACGAAAAUUAAACAAAGAUGAAUUAAAAACGACUAUUCAAGCUAUAGAAAAAGUUCACAAUAUUUGUAAUAUUAAUAAAGGAUCUACUGAAUUGAUAGCAGAAUUACAAACUUUAUAUCAGAGCAUAAGGUUUCCUGUUGUAAGUGUAGGUGUAAUUAGAUGGGUAGAAUGUACUGUAACAGAGCCAUCAUAUUUUAAAUUAUGUACAGAACAUUGUCCUGUACAUCUUGCAUUACUUGAUGAAGUUGUAGUUUGUCAUUCUUUAUUACAUCUAAAAGUAUUACAACUUCUUGUACAAUUAUUUGAAAGUAAACAAGAUGAACUAGAAAUACUUGUGCAGUUAGAAAUGAAAAAAAUGUUAAUUGAUAGAAUGGUGAAUUUAUUAAGUCGAGGUUGCGUAGUACCCGUUGUGUGUUACAUUAAACAAUGUUGGCAACGUGGAGAUACAGAUGUAUCUUUAAUUAGAUAUUUUGUUACAGAGGUUUUAGAAGCAAUAGCUCCACCAUAUACAGUCGAAUUUAUUCAUUUAUUCCUUCCUAUGGUUGAAGAUGAAGAAAUAACAGGUACAAUGCGUGGUGAUAGUGAUAAUGAUCUUGUCUCAGAAUUUAUAGUACAUUGUAAAGCCCAUUGUCCUACUAUAAGAUGAUCUUCUAAGAGAAAAAUGGAUUAAAUUAAAAAGAAACAAAUAAUAUUAUAGGAUAUUUUUACUUCUUACAAGAAUGUUGAAUUACUAUACAUAAAUUACUAUUUUAUUAAAUCUCUUAUUUGUUUCAUAUACAAUAUGCAAGAACAUGCAUAUAGAUAUAUAUAUAUAUAUAUGUAUAUAUUAGAAGAGUAGGAUGAUUUCUCCAUCAAUCUGUGAUAUUAUAAUUUAUGAGUUUCUGAAACAAAAACAAGAAAAUGUAAUUUUUGUAGAUUAUUACAUUUUUUUAAUAAAUAAAUAAAAAUAAAUAAUUUUUACAAUUUGAAA
This is a messenger RNA of Apis cerana (Asiatic honeybee), 2526 nucleotides long. It is a transcript of the gene TH1, whose product is annotated as negative elongation factor complex member TH1. The record is from RefSeq and is a predicted model, not a curated record. Lineage: Eukaryota; Metazoa; Arthropoda; Insecta; Hymenoptera; Apidae. Gene Ontology annotation, biological process: negative regulation of transcription elongation by RNA polymerase II. Gene Ontology annotation, cellular component: NELF complex; nucleus. Gene Ontology annotation, molecular function: RNA binding.